Branchiostoma belcheri (Belcher's lancelet) is the source of this 627-nucleotide messenger RNA. Its product is annotated as active regulator of SIRT1-like. Gene Ontology annotation, cellular component: nucleolus. The record is from RefSeq and is a predicted model, not a curated record. The coding region runs from base 170 to 625 and encodes 151 amino acids. Lineage: Eukaryota; Metazoa; Chordata; Leptocardii; Amphioxiformes; Branchiostomatidae. Gene Ontology annotation, molecular function: enzyme binding. The transcript is spliced from 4 exons.
GACAGCGUACCAUCUCCUCUAGCAAACACGUUUUCUCCAUAUACAGCCUUGCUUGGUUUUUCGUGUCAAGGAUUUUGUUGUUUGGUUGUUGUUCGACUUCUCUUAAAAACAGCCAAGCUGUGCUUUAAAACAGCCAAGCUGUGCUUUUCUGCCCCAGGCGACUGUGACCAUGUCGGCAUCUCUUGUCAGAAAGGCCUUGGAGCUGUUCAAAGAUGAUCUUAUCGAAGACAGCAAAGAAGGCACCAAAGGCAAGAGGAAGUCCCAGACACCCCAGAACCCCCGAGACCUAAUCAGUACCAACAGGAGAGGAGUGAAGAAACAGCUGAAGAGACUACAGAACCACCGACAGAGAGACCACCUCACCGUCAAGGACAAGAUCACUGUGUCUGCUAUAGAACAGUACAAAAGGCAGCAGAAAGAAGACCACACAGCAGAGAACCUCAGAUUCAUGCGGAGUUUUAAGACAAAAGUCGACAGAAAUCUUGAAGAAAAGAUAUUAGCCCACCAGCGGGGAAGACUAGCAAAGAACCAGCCAAAGAAGAAGAGAAAGACGAAGGAAACUUCUGUUUUCUCCGAGGACGAUUUCUUAAAGUUCGAAGCAGAGUACGUCGGAGGAAAAAAAUAAAU